GGACAAAGCUGGAGGGUGCUACAAUAGAAGGCGCUAAUGUCGCCAGGUGUACGCAGACUAGACACGCCAACGUUUCCACAUAAAAAUGUGCUAAUUUAUGAGAAAUAUGAAAAGUGACUCCUAUCUGUUCUAUUAUUCAUAAUAAAAAAACUUGUGAAGAAAGGGCGAUCAUCAAUGCUAUUUUUGUAACAUUAGGAGCCUGCUCGCAGUCUGCUCGAGUCUAAGCAGCAGCUACACACGUUUAGUGUCGUUGGCAGCAAUCCGAAUUUUAGUUCCUGUAAGAAGGUGCUGCAGGAGAGCGCGCCUGUGUAAUGGUCCACCCCGUUAAAUGGGAGUUGAAGGGCCCUGAUUUCUACGCUCUCUGGUGCCAGUGUCGGCGGACAUUGAAACGAUUGAAACAAAAUUGUACGAUGAAAAUGACUGGACUUAUUAAUUAUAUAUUUAAAUUGUUAUUUCUUCUUUAUGCUGGAAGUGCAGUGUCGAUUACACCUGUUGUAUUAUGGCAUGGGAUGGGUGACAGUUGCUGCAAUCCUCUUAGCUUAGGUACAAUUAAAACAAUUAUAGAUAGGACAUUUCCAGGAAUAUAUGUAAAAUCUUUAAAAAUUGGAUCAACGAUUAUUGAGGAUAUGGAAAACGGAUUUUUUCUGAACGUGAACCACCAGGUUGACUUAGUAUGUAAUCAACUUGCUGCUGAUCCAGAGUUGAAGGAUGGAUAUAACGCCAUUGGUUUCUCUCAGGGUGGCCAGUUUCUGCGAGCUGUUGCUCAGCGUUGUCCUUCACCUCGGAUGUUGAAUCUUAUUUCAAUAGGAGGACAACAUCAAGGUGUAUAUGGCCUUCCUGAUUGCAGUUACAUUAAGCAUCCCCUCUGCAAUUAUAUUAGAAAAUUAUUAAAUUAUGGAGCAUAUGUUGGUUGGGUUCAGAAUACAUUAGUCCAAGCUGAAUAUUGGCAUGAUCCUUUAGAUGAAGAGAAAUAUCGAAGUUCAAGUAUAUUUCUUGCAGAUAUUAAUAAUGAAAGAAAUAUGAAUCAAACAUAUGUUCAAAAUCUUCUAAAACUGAAUAAUUUAGUGCUUGUUAUGUUUAAUAAUGAUACAAUUGUUCAGCCUAAAGAAACUGAGUGGUUUGGGUUCUUUGAACCAGGCCAAGAUAAAAAACUAUACAGGAUGCAAGAUAGUGUGUUAUACAAAGAGGAUCGAAUUGGAUUGAGAAAGUUGGAUCAGCAAGGCCGAUUGAAGUUAUUGGCAGUGGAUGGAAAUCAUUUGCAGUUCAGUGAAGAAUGGUUUGUUAAUGAAAUUCUUCACAAAUUUUGUGGUUCAUAAUCACAUAUCUUAGAGUGCAAAUAAGGUAUUCUGACAAUUUUCAUGUGUUGGAAUAAGAUAGUUAACUAAGUACAUUUUAUUUUGGGAAUAAUGUAAUUAUUUUUCAGAAUGAUUUUUAUUAAUAAUAAAAAGAUAAUAUUCAUAAGAUAUUGGAAAGACAAAUAUGUUUGUUGUAAUUGCACAGCUGUUACAGUAAAUUACAGAUUAUAUCCUUAAAAGGAAACAAAAAUUCUUAAAUUUAUUUUUACAUCAUAUUUCACAUAGUUUUGUUUCUGACACAAAUUGAAGAUUGAGAAAUACAAAACAAAAUGUUUUAAUUGAGGUGCUAUUUACCAUGACAAGUUUAUGAAUACAAUAAUAAUGUAUUUAUAAAGAUAAUACCAUCCCUCCAAUUCAUGAUACAUAUUCCAGUAGUUGCUUCAAUUAAUAAUAAUAAUAAUAAUAAUAAUAAUAAUAAUAAUAAUAAUAAUAAUAAUAAUA
Gryllus bimaculatus (two-spotted cricket) is the source of this 1796-nucleotide messenger RNA. The record is from the annotation of a GenBank genome assembly. Lineage: Eukaryota; Metazoa; Arthropoda; Insecta; Orthoptera; Gryllidae.